AUGUUAUCCCACAAGUCAGAGUACGGCGAAAACUUAUGGGCAACAGAUGGUAUUGCUGGGCUUUUUUUGAGUGCGAUAUUUAUAUAUGCUACAUCAAGGUGUAUCUAUAAUCUAUAUUUCCAUCCUCUUGCGAAAUUUCCUGGUCCCAAAUUGGCAGCUGUAUCAAAUACUUGGUAUGCAUAUCAUUGGUUCUCCGGACGCUACCCUUGGGCUAUCCAAACUGCACUCAAGAAAUAUGGCGACGUAGUCCGCAUUGCACCCAAUGAACUUGUCUUUAUCACCCCUCAAGCCUUCCAUGACAUCUAUCUGCCUACCCAAAAUGGUCUUGAACUAUUUCCGAAGACCGAUUUUCAGAAUCGGGGUAAAAAUCUGGGCGGGUUAGCAUGGGAAGAGGAUCCAAUUCGCCACCGCGAAGUAGCGAAGAAAAUGUUACCAGCCUUUAGUAUGCGCAACAUGAGGGCCAUGGAACCGGUUUUCACUCGCUAUAUUGAGGAGUUUAUCUCCCAGAUGAGAGAAUUGGGUCAGGCAAAGAAGGGAGUGGAGCUUGUCAGGUGGAUACACUGGUUGACAAUGGACACAAGCGCCGAUCUCACGAGUGGUGAGAAGAUGGGCCAGAUGAAAACUCAGAAGGAUUCUCCCAAUUUACAGGUUCUUCUGGCCUUCAACUACCUCACGACGGUCAUACAAGUCUUUAAACGCUUUCCACUAAUACAACCUCUCCAGUAUUUAUUUGCUCCUGUCUCAAUGAUCCUUCCCUUUCUUCGCAUUGAAUCUCAUUACCGAGAAGCCGUCAAACGGCGCAUUCAACGUCAGACUCCUGACCAUGUGGAUUACAUAAGUUUCAUGUUAAAGGGAGGCAAUGUGCCAAAAACCAAGGAGGAUUAUACUCAUCUGGGAGGGAUAAGCUUACAAGUUAUGUUUGCAGGAUUUGGGGCUAUGAGUGACUGGUACUAUAGUACUAUGGUCUAUCUUCUUCAAAACCCUGCUGCAUAUAAUUUACUUGUGGCGGAGAUUCGAGGAUCGUUUGAGAGCUAUGAGGAUAUCGAGUCCGAAAAAUUAGCACGACUCGAAUACUUGAAUGCGAGCCUGAAGGAAAGUCUAAGACUGAUUCCAAGUCUCAAUUCAGGAAUGCCACGCUUGAGCCCAGGAGCAAUAGUCGAUGGGGUCUGGGUGGCAAAAGGGACUCAUGUACAAACUUCAAGUUGGGCUGUAUCACGUAGUGAUCGUUAUUUCCACAACCCAUCCAUCUUCUCCCCUGAAAGAUGGCUUCCAUCAACUCACCCACAGUACGACACCAAGUUCAGCGGCGAUAACCUGAAAGCCUUGUUCGCAUUUUCCAUUGGCGUUCGUGGAUGCAUGGGUAAAGAGAUGGCGUGGAUGCAAGGAAGGCUCUUUUUCGCAAAGCUAUUGUGGUGUUUUGAUCUCAGCAUGGUAGAGGGACAGGAUAUAUGUUUGGAAAGAGAUUUGAUACAUUACGGUUUCUUCGAAAAGCCGGAGGUAAGAUUUCGGCUGACUCCAGUUGACAAGGAAAGCAAAGUUUGA
Molecule: messenger RNA, 1542 nt
Organism: Glarea lozoyensis ATCC 20868
Lineage: Eukaryota; Fungi; Ascomycota; Leotiomycetes; Helotiales; Helotiaceae
Product: Cytochrome P450
Exons: 5
Coding region: 1-1542 (513 amino acids)
Molecular function (GO): monooxygenase activity; heme binding; iron ion binding
Source: RefSeq, a predicted model, not a curated record